AUCAAAUGGUCGUCCCCUAAAGUACCCAAAGGUCAUAAUGCAGGCAUACUGCAAGAAAGUGUUAGCUAAAAAACGCGGGUAAAAUGAAAAUUAACGGGAACAUUGAAAUCUUUUUUUUUUUUUUUUUUUUAUAAAUAAGCAUAAUUUUUAUUGUAUAUGCAUAAAUAAAUUAUUUCUUCUUAAAAAAAAAUUUUAAAAGUCGUAUGAAACUCCAAAUUGAAUAAAAUUUAUGAACAUGUUUUUUUUAACUAAAAUAGCUCAUUUUUCUAAUAAAAGACGCAUACCUGAUCAUACAUAGACUUCUUUUUUAAAGAUACUCUUUUAUUUUGUCCAUAUUCCUAAGAUAUAUAUAUAAACAUUUACACAAUAAUUAUACUGUCUUCCCGUAUAAAACAUAUGAAUUAACCGACAGCUUUUCCGUACAUUGCCGAAGUGCUAUUAGUGAUUUUUCUAAUCACAAUUGAAAAGGCGUUAUAAACAACUGAUAGAGCAUGUAAGAAUAAAUUAUUAUAAUCCGAUGAUAUACACCUAAAUGAUAGUUGAUAUAGAAAUUGGAUGAAUAAUUAACAGCAAGUUAUAGUAUAUAUAUUUAUCUACUUUGAAAUUGGCAUCUUCAACGUGAUAUUUUCAGCUGAAGGAUGUCUUUUUGACUGCACGUUGAUUCCAAAAACUGACCAUUUCUAACGCGAAAAUUUAGGAUUCCGUUAUUUUACGAUAACUUUUUAAUGGUAAAUUAUAGCGCUUCUGCGUGAUCGUCAGUAAAUCUUGUAAUAAAAGAAAAUUGCUACUCCUUUACUUGUACGAUACAUACUAAUAGCACUAACUGUAAGUGCAAUAUUGUUUUUUAAUCAAAACUAACCAAUUUAGUCUAAAUUUUGGGGGAAUUUUGGUGUUGGAACGUCAACGUCAUUAAAAUCAAUGACUUCAUCAUAAAAAAAAAUCUUAAGAUCAAAGCGAAAACAUGGACGAUUCAGAUGAAUCUUUUACCGAAUCUGAUCAAAGUGACCUAGAAACUGAAUUUGAUAGUGACGAAGGAGAAGAAGAAAAUGAUAGAAAUGAUGAGCAGGUGCUUCAACCCUGGUUUCGCAUAUUUCCACCCGAAGAAGAGCGUCGCCAGCCAGACUUUCAGGAAACUGUUGGACCACAGAAUAUGCCAAACCGAAAUUCGAAACCUAUAGCCUAUUUCUACCUACUGAUGACAUUUAACUUUUUACAGCAGAUUGUUCAGGAAACAAAUAGGUAUGCUAGAGAUUUCAUAGCCAGUCGGGAAAGGAUAAGACGAUUCUCAAGACUACACGCUUGGCCUAAAGUUGGAGAAACAACACUGACUGAAAUAAAAGGAUUCUUUGCCGUCAUUCUUAACAUGGGUUUGAUUAGAAAAGCGACCAUAGCAGAAUAUUGGAACAGUAAAUUGCCAAGCCAAGAGACAAAAUGGUUUAAGAACAUGUUUAGUCGUAACCGAUUUCAACUCCUUUUUAAAUUUUUUCAUCUAACUAACAACAAUAACAUACACGGCAGAAACUAUCCAAACUACAGUCCAACAGCAAAAUUUCAGUGCCUUAUUGAUUUAUUCAAUCGUCAGUCGAAACUUCAUUAUAAACCGGAACAAAAUUUAAGUAUAGAUGAAAGUUUAAUAGCGACGCGUGGUCGAACAUGCAUGAUUCAAUACAUUCCGUCAAAAAGCUCAAAGUUCGGGGUAAAAGUUUGGAUGCUGGUUGAAGCAGUAUCAGGAUAUAUCAUCCACGCCAUAAUAUAUAGAGGAAAGACAUAUGAUCCAACACCACCAGGUCUAACCCAGGGUUCCUACGUUGUAAAUACCUUGUUAGAAAGAGCUGGGUUACUUCGUAAAAUGUAUCAUGUCGUGUGCGACAGCUUCUUUACUUCUAUCGCGCUUGCUAAACAGCUUUGACAACUCGAUACUUAUUUUACCGGAACUAUUCGCCAAAACAGGUACAUGCCAAACAUGAUCAAACAUGCCAUUCUAGGAGAACGCGAAUUCAAAUAUGCUCGCCAGGGACCUAUUCUAAUAUGUGUAUAUCGCGAAAGGGCUCGAAGGAAAUCCGUCCGUAUCUUAUCAUCGCACGAAAAGGCCACCCAAAAUAAUGACAAUAAACCACAAGUACUUGAAUUUUAUAAUAAAAACAUGGGCCGGGUCGAUCUGGCAGACAUGAUGGUAACGCAUUAUAAUGACAA
Mytilus californianus (California mussel) is the source of this 2193-nucleotide messenger RNA. RefSeq names its product piggyBac transposable element-derived protein 4-like. Bases 962 to 1909 code for a protein of 315 amino acids. The record is from RefSeq and is a predicted model, not a curated record. Lineage: Eukaryota; Metazoa; Mollusca; Bivalvia; Mytilida; Mytilidae. The transcript is spliced from 2 exons.